AUGUCCCCUACCAAAAAGGACAAGGCGCGUGUUACCGCUGGGUCUCCUUCGAAGGUCCAGAAGACAAGCACCCCGAGGGGGGAUCGGAAGCGGUUUACUGCGAAUGAAGUUUUCCUUUACCAAGUGAUCAAAACCAGUAAAACCAAGAUUGACUACGAUGCACUCAGCAAAGUCCUGGGCAAGACUAAAGGGGCUGCUUCCCAGCAGAUGGGUCGGUUUACGAAAGGAAUGGAAGAAUUCCUAAAGAAGCAGGAUAUGAUCGAAAAGAACGAUGAUACCUACCAGGACGAAGUCGAUGGCAACGAGGCUGACAAUUAA
This is a messenger RNA of Penicillium griseofulvum, 318 nucleotides long. RefSeq lists its product as uncharacterized. The coding region runs from base 1 to 318 and encodes 105 amino acids. The record is from RefSeq and is a predicted model, not a curated record. Lineage: Eukaryota; Fungi; Ascomycota; Eurotiomycetes; Eurotiales; Aspergillaceae. The transcript has 2 exons.